AUGAACAGAAACUCAAACAAUUUUAACGCGUGGGCGACAAAUCCACUUAAAACAAGAAAAGAUGUAGCUCAAGCGCUUGAACAGCAGAUAGAACCCUUGAUUCCAGCAUUUACCGAAGGAGGUGCAAGAUUCAGUUUGGCAGAUACAUCAGCUGUUUCUGAUAUGGAACCUGCAGAGUUAGAAGGAUUUGCUAGACCAUUGUGGGGUAUUGUACCUUUCGUCUAUGGUUGA
Debaryomyces tyrocola is the source of this 231-nucleotide messenger RNA. The record is from the annotation of a GenBank genome assembly. Lineage: Eukaryota; Fungi; Ascomycota; Pichiomycetes; Serinales; Debaryomycetaceae.